AUGGCCAGUUCUCAGAGUGCGGUCCUCGCCGCCCCGCGAACCAGCCAAGAGGCCGCGCCGCUCCUACUUCCCCGCCCCUCCUCCUACUCCUACUCCUCUCAGGACCACCACCACCCCCACGAGGACACCAGCCUUACCAACCCCCCACGGCAGCUACUGCGCAUCGCCAUCCCCUUCUUCUUUAUCCUCACGGCUGUCGAGUUUGCCGCCGCGCUGUGCGCCGCCGGCGUGGCCGCGCUGGUAGAGGGCUCGCUGUGCCGCACCGCGUUCCCGGACCUCGCUACGGAUCCGUACGGCGAUGCGCGCUGCAAGCACGAGGCCGUGCAGGCGGAUCUGGCGUGGAUCAUUGGCAUGGAGAAUACAAUCUCCGUCGUGCCGGGCCUGCUCAUGUCGAUACCCUACGGCAUCAUUGCGGACAAGUACGGGCCCAAUAUCGUGCUGGGCCUCGUCUGGGCGGGCCAGUUUCUGUCUGAAGGCGGCCAUCUCCUCGUCUGCCUCAACCCGCAACUCUUCAACGUCCGCUGGAUAUACGCCUCUUCGUGCAUGACGCUCAUUGGCGGCGGCGGCGCCACGUACAGCGCCAUGCGCUUCCUCGUCGGCGCCAGUCUCGUCAGCGAGAAGAACCGAACCACCCUCUUCUUCUACAUGCAGGCGUACAGCACAUUCAUCGGCUUCUUCACCGGCCCCGCCGUCUACUUCAUCAUGAGCCGCGGCGGGCCCGUCGCCGCUCAGGGCGUCGGCGUGCUACUCCUCGGACUAAUGAUGAUUCCCGGCUUCGCCAUGCCGCGCAAGCUACCCAACACGCCCCUCGUCGCCUCUUCCUCCUCCUCCACCACCAUCACCAUCAAAGCCCGCGCCGUCGACGUCCUCGCCAGCACCGCCUCCACGCUCCGUCUCGUCUUUGGCCACAGCCUGCCCCUCACUCUCCUCCUCUCCGGCGUCGUCUUCACCACGCUCGGCGCCUACGAGACCACCUUUCGGCUGCAGUACGCCACGAAGCGCUUCGGCUGGACGUGGGCCGAGGCCGGGCUCCUGUCGUCCGUCGUCUCCGUCGCCAACCUCGCCACGCUCGUCGUCGUGCUGCCGGCGCUCAGCUGGGUGAUGCUGCGCCGCGAGGCCGUGUCGUCGGUCCUGGAAAAGGACUUGUGGCUUGCGCGCGGCAGCGGCUGCGUCCAGGUCCUCGGGAGCUUCCUGACGGCGCUCGCGCCGACGGGGCCCGCCUUUGUCGCCGCCAUUGCGCUCUACGAGUGUAAUCGCGGGUACAUGCCGUCCAUGGUCAGCGUCAUCGUGUCGGUCGCUGAGCGCGCCGGCAUCGCCCAGCAGACCACCGUCUACGCAUGCGUCUCGACCAUGAGCGCCACGGGGGCCAUGCUGGCUGGUCCUGUCAUGGCGAGUGCGUUCCGCAUCGGUCUGCAAUGGGGCCAGUCGUGGUACGGGUUGCCCUUUCUGGCGGCUGGGCUGUUGCAGCUCUUUACAUUACUCAUUCUUAUAUACGUGCGGCAAAAGUAA
Messenger RNA from Beauveria bassiana ARSEF 2860, 1509 nucleotides. Its product is annotated as ATP synthase F0. The transcript has 3 exons. Gene Ontology annotation, cellular component: membrane. The record is from RefSeq and is a predicted model, not a curated record. NCBI's taxonomy places the organism in Eukaryota, Fungi, Ascomycota, Sordariomycetes, Hypocreales, Cordycipitaceae. Gene Ontology annotation, biological process: transmembrane transport. The coding region runs from base 1 to 1509 and encodes 502 amino acids. Gene Ontology annotation, molecular function: transmembrane transporter activity.